UUCCAAUCCAAUUCAAUCCUACAAUAAAAUAAAAAUAAAAUCAUUGCCCUGAUUCAAAUUGAAAUCCCAAAAGAAUUUCAACUACAGUGGAGUCCGCCAUUAUCACCCAUCCUGUCCAUCGAGCGCACAUUCCUCCUGCACUGCAAAUCCUGACCCGAAAUUCGUAUUCUUACAUCACAUUGUUGAAUCAAAGCUCGAAUCUUUGUCCAAAUCAUGACCCAAUUCUGAGGUUCUCCGAAAGAAUUGUGAAAUCACAUAUGGAGGGUUCAUCAAGCUUUGUUACAGCACCUGUAAUGGCGUCCUUCUUCAUCCUCUUCUUCUUCUUUAAGUUCACUCUCUCUCUAAACGCAGACGGGCUCUCUCUCUUGGCCAUCAAAGCAGCCAUAACAAAUGACCCGACAAAAGCCCUCAUUUCUUGGUCCGAUUCCGACAUAACCCCUUGCAAAUGGGAUGGAAUCACCUGCGACGAUGCCCGCCGUAGAAUCACCUCCAUUUCUCUCUCUAACAAGAAUCUCACAGGCUACAUUCCUUCAGAAAUCGGGGCUCUCUUAUCCUUAACUUUCCUCGACCUUUCCGAAAACUUUUUCAGUGGCCCUUUGCCACUCUCCAUAGCUUUCCUGCAAACCCUAACUCAUCUUGAUUUAUCCUCUAAUGGCUUCAAUGGCACCCUCCCUGAAACCCUAAGCAAUCUGACAAAUUUGAAGGGGACAUUGAAUCUUUCCUACAAUUCAUUCUCCGGCGAGAUUCCGGCGAGCUUUGGCCGGUUUCCGGUGAUGGUUAGCCUCGAUUUAAGGCAUAAUAAUCUCUCCGGGAAGAUUCCUCAGGUGGGCUCACUUUUGAACCAAGGCCCAACUGCGUUUUCUGGAAACCCUAAUUUGUGUGGGUUCCCAUUAGGGUUUCAGUGUGGUACAACUCUCGAAGCGCAGAGUCCAACUCUGUUAAGCGGCAACCCCCAAAAGCCUGUAAAUAUUGGGGUUUCUUCGAAUGGGGUUGUGCAGAAUAGAAGGAUCAGAAAUGGGGUCGUGACGGUUUCUGUAAUUUCGGGGGCUUUAUUGGUGAUCGGAGUGGUUUUUGUUUUUGUUUGGGUGGUUCGGACAAGGUGGAAGAGAGUGGCGGCGGAGAAGCUCGGAAAGGGCAGCAACAAUGGCGUCGGCGGCGGCGGAGCGGAGGUUGUCGGAAUGGAUGGGAAGUUUGUUGUGUUGGACGAAGGGUUUGGAUUGGAAUUGGAGGAUUUGUUGAGAGCUUCUGCUUAUGUUGUCGGGAAGAGUAGGAGUGGGAUUGUGUAUAAAGUGGUGGUCGGAGGUGGAGCGGCGGCGGCGGAGGCCGGAGGUGGUGGCGCGGUGGCGGUGCGGCGGCUGAGUGAGGGAGAUGGGAAGUGGAGGUUGAAGGAGUUUGAGGCGGAGGUGGAGGCGAUUGCGAAGGUGCAGCAUCCUAACAUUGUUAGGCUUAGGGCAUUCUAUUACGCCAUUGAUGAGAAGCUUCUGGUUUCGGAUUUUGUCAGAAAUGGUAGCUUGUAUACGGCCUUGCAUGGAGGUCCCGGGAAUACGUUGCCACCAUUGUCAUGGGCAGCCCGUCUAAGAAUCGCGCAAGAUGUUGCCCGGGCUCUUGCACACAUCCACGAUUGCGGUCCUCGGAAACACGUCCACGGCAGCGUCAAAUCAACGAAAAUCCUACUUGACGAGAAUCUCAAGCCGUAUUUAUCUGGGUUCGGUCUGUCCCGUCUUGUCCCGUCAUCGUCGUCGAUGAACGCUAUCGCGCCCGAAGCUCGAGCUGCUGCGCCGACGAUGACACAAAAAUGCGACGUGUAUUCGUUCGGGAUCUUGCUUUCGGAAAUUCUUACAGGGCGGUUGCCGGACAGGGACGGGAAGGGUUUGAAGGACGCCGUUAGGACAGCCUUUCGGGAAGAACGGCCGUUGUCGGAGAUUAUCGACCCCAAUCUCUUACACGAGGUGCGCGCGAAGAAACAGGUGGUCGGAAUGUUUCAUAUUGCGCUGAGCUGUACGGAGACGGAGGCGGAGGCGCGGCCGAAGAUGAGGACGGUGUCGGACAACCUCGACGGGCUGAAGUUGCAGUGAGUAGUACGACGUCGUAUGCAAUGCAGGAACUAACUAACCGUUGGUUGGUGUUUUGUCUGUAUGAAAUCGAUGUUGUGUAGUGUAGUGUAGUGAAUGUUUUGGCAAUUGGACGGAUAUAUGACAUGAAUGAUAUGAUGAUAUUAGUUCAGCAUUUGAAAAUAAUGCUGAAAAUAGCCCCAUGCCUUUAUUUUGUGAAAUAUUUUGAAGGAAUAAUUUUUUAUAU
Molecule: messenger RNA, 2298 nt
Organism: Andrographis paniculata
Lineage: Eukaryota; Viridiplantae; Streptophyta; Magnoliopsida; Lamiales; Acanthaceae
Product: receptor protein kinase-like protein ZAR1
Exons: 2
Coding region: 258-2075 (605 amino acids)
Biological process (GO): protein phosphorylation
Molecular function (GO): protein kinase activity; ATP binding; protein binding
Source: RefSeq, a predicted model, not a curated record